AUGGAUAGAAUUCUAGCUCGGAUGAAGAAAUCGUCGGGUCGGAGAGGGGAUAAGACGCCGCCGGUACGGCGGUUAGAGCGGCGAGACGCGGCGAAGGAUAUCAAUUACGACGCAGCUUCUUCUUCCAGCUCGUCAGCUGGAGAUCUUUCCGUUUCGACUUCUUCUCUGAUGACUCGGUCUCUGGAGUUUCCCGAUCGAACCAGUUUCCGAAUCAUCGGAGGAGGCGACGGCGAGAUGGAUCGGAUUUAUCGGUCCCUUGGGGUUUCUGGUCCUGACGAUUUAGCGAUUUCCUUUGACGCCUGGGAAGCUUGCAAAAAGAAGCGCUCUUCCUCAGAUGUUGUUAAUAGGUUUAAGUCUCUUGAGCUCGAUAAUCCCAAGUUUCAGGUCCCGGAUUUGAGUGAAGCAGGUCCUAGUGUUGAUGUUGUUGCUUCUAAUUCAGCGACUCGGGAUGUUACUGAGUCGACGCGUUCCGAGUUGAGCGAGAUUGGGGAAAUUAGCAGUGUAGUUGAUCGUGGUAUAGCAGAGAACAAGCCUAGUCUUCAGAGAGCACCGACGAUUUUGGUGAAGUCGAGAGGGUAUCUGGUCCCAAAUCCCGAUAAGGCUGUGGCUGUGGCUGUUGUUGGUGGUGGUGGGGGCGGUGGUGGUGGGAUAAAGGGGAUAAGACCACCGGUGCUUAAGCCUCCUCCGUCAAUGAAACGGCUUUCAAUGGAUCAUCAGGGAUCAUCGUGGGAUUUUCUUGAGCAUUUCGCUCCUCAAGAAAGUGAAACAGUUAAGCGGCCAAGCUCUUCCUCUUCUGAUGAGGAGGAGGACGCGGUGGUGGAAGAGGAAACGGAAGAGACGGAAGCGAGGUUUCUCCAGUCGUCGGCGGAUACAGCUGAUGAGGCGUGCUCAUUCACCACAAACGAAGGUGGUGACUCGUCGAGCACAGUAUCUAAUACUUCUCCGAUUUAUCCGUCGGCAUCAUCUAUCAUCAAUUCAUGGCAGAAAGGUCAACUUUUGGGACGAGGAUCAUUUGGCUCCGUGUAUGAAGGCAUUUCAGAAGGUGGGGACUUCUUUGCUGUGAAGGAAGUUUCACUGCUUGAACAGGGAAGUGAGGCACAAGAAUGCAUACAACAACUCGAGGGGGAGAUUGCACUACUUAGUCAGCUUCAGCAUCAGAAUAUCGUGCGAUAUCGUGGGACAGCCAAGGACGGGUCGAAUUUGUACAUCUUUCUUGAGCUUGUAUCCCAAGGGUCCCUUCUAAAGCUCUACCAAAGGUACCGGCUUAAGGACCCUGUAGUCUCCUUGUACACUAGACAAAUCCUUGAUGGUUUGAAAUAUCUCCACGACAAAGGUUUUAUCCACAGGGACAUCAAAUGUGCAAACAUAUUGGUGGACGCAAGUGGAGCAGUUAAACUCGCUGAUUUCGGAUUGGCAAAGGUGUCGAAACUGAAUGACAUUAAGUCCUGCAAAGGAACUCCAUUCUGGAUGGCUCCAGAGGUUAUUAACCCGAAGCGUACAGAUGGGUAUGGAAGUUCAGCUGACAUAUGGAGCCUUGGGUGCACAGUGCUUGAAAUGCUGACUGGCAAGAUACCUUACUGCGAUCUAGAAAACCCUGUUCAAGCACUGUUUCGGAUAGGAAGGGGUGUGCUUCCGGAGAUACCGGACACUCUAACACCAGACUCUCAGGAUUUCAUACUGAAAUGUCUCAAAGUGAACCCGGAAGAGCGGCCAACUGCGGCUGAGCUGCUGAACCAUCCGUUUGUGAGAAGGCCCUUAUCAUCCUCGGGGUCGGGGUCAGGCUCGGGAUUGGGAUUUGGGAUUAGGAUCUUGGCUUCUCCAUAG
Messenger RNA from Microthlaspi erraticum, 1824 nucleotides. NCBI's taxonomy places the organism in Eukaryota, Viridiplantae, Streptophyta, Magnoliopsida, Brassicales, Brassicaceae. The record is from the annotation of a GenBank genome assembly.